Molecule: messenger RNA, 414 nt
Organism: Orbilia oligospora ATCC 24927
Lineage: Eukaryota; Fungi; Ascomycota; Orbiliomycetes; Orbiliales; Orbiliaceae
Exons: 2
Coding region: 1-414 (137 amino acids)
Cellular component (GO): cytosol
Molecular function (GO): protein-disulfide reductase [NAD(P)H] activity
Source: RefSeq, a predicted model, not a curated record
AUGGUAAUAAAACACCUCCCACCGACCUCCCUCUCCCUAACCGACCCAACAACCACACUACAAACCUACCUAGAAACCCUCUCCCAAAAACCGCUCUACAUCUUCUUCAUCGCCUCUUCCGAUCCAAUCACAAAUACACCAUGGUGUCCAGACGUGCGCGCCGCGAUUCCGGUGUUCAAUCGGGUGUUCGAAGAGGUUGAGGAGGAGCUUUUGGUUGUUACUGUUGAGGUUGGGGAUAAGACUGAAUGGAAAGACGCGAAUAACGUGUUUAGAACGGAAUGGGGGGUUGGUGCUAUUCCGACGGUGGGGAAGUACUCGAUUAUAGAUGUUGAAGGACAAUCCAUCGUGGCGGUUAGGAUGUUGGUGGAGAAUGAUUGUGCCGAUGAAGAAAAACUUCGUGCCUUUAUUAAUUAA